This is a messenger RNA of Drosophila grimshawi, 2029 nucleotides long. RefSeq names its product G-box-binding factor. Bases 41 to 1465 code for a protein of 474 amino acids. The record is from RefSeq and is a predicted model, not a curated record. NCBI's taxonomy places the organism in Eukaryota, Metazoa, Arthropoda, Insecta, Diptera, Drosophilidae. The transcript has a single exon.
GGCAUUUGGGGCUCAGAGCGUUCGCAGGCAGCUUGGCAGCAUGAUCAAUGGCAAAUUUUAUACAGGGCUGCCGCCCAAAAUGGUGGAACGAGAAUGUGGCAACGGACGCAAUCGUCAAGAGUCGCACUUCUUCUGGCCCGAUGACACCCGCGUCGAUAGUGCCUUGGAGACCCGAGUGAAGCGAAGGAACAGUCUGCAACUGGAGACGGAACGACCACGUGUGGGGCAUGUGCAACGAGUGAACUCGUUUCAGGCGGAUGCCUCAAUGCCUGAAGUGGAUACGCGUCAAAUGUUCCACAAGGAAUUCGCCAAGUCCUCCAUACAAUUCUAUGACAAUUUGCAGCCCAGCCAGGGCAACAGCAGCAGCACCAGCAGCAACAAUCGCUCCCGUUUGCCGUGCCACAGGCGACGCGAAGUGACGCCCAAACUGACUGAUGUUGACACCGUGCCACGCCCACAGCCACUGCCGCCCAUCAAAGAUGUCGAUGAGAUCGAUCCGAGUGCGGCGAAACGUAAACAAGCCUACAGUUCCACAAUACAAUUCUAUGAUUACGUCAACGGCAAUGAAGGCAAACCAACGCAGAACAACACAAGACGUCCCAAAAUGGACAUGAACAACAAACGUGAAAUGGAACUCAACUCCAAGAACAGUCCCAAGUUGCAGGUGAAGCACAAUGUGCGUCAUUUGAGCGUCGAACGGGAGCAACAAUUGCCGCCGCUCGUCACCAAGAAACCCCUCAACGAUGGCCAGCAAUGGCAACGGGAGCAAUAUGAACCUAUCAGACGAGUGCCCAAGAAAAUACUCAAGCAACCUCCGAUUGAAGUUGUGGAUGAUGUCCACUUGGAUUACGUGGAGAAUGGCAUGCGGUUGCUGCGAGUGCGGAGUCCAAAGCAUGUCACCUACAACGAGGAGGCAGCCGAGUAUGCCUACUAUGAGCCAGACGAGCGUCAACCGAGGCAGUUGCAACCAAAUAUGCGCACAGGAAGUGGCCAACAGCAACAGCAACACAAACAUCAGCAACACCAACAACAGCAACAGACAGCUCCAUAUGAGGAAACUGGUCGCGAUAUAAAAUCAUUAAAUAACUAUAAUAAAAAAAGUCACAAUAAUUAUAACGAAUACAGCAACAACAACAACAGCAGCAAUAAUCACGACAGGGCCACACGGAAAGUCUCGCCAAAAAUAUUGCCGGAGACAACGAUGAGAACAAUGAGAGCUCAGCACAAUUUUGAUGACACACGAGCAACAUCAGCAACGACGGCAGCAACUGUUGCCGCUGCUGGUGUGGAGGCGUCGUCGCUGUCUCUUUCUGACCCACGCAAACACCUGCGCAGCAGUCUCUGCUUCAACGGCGACGCUUUGGUUGUUGAUGUGGGUGCCACCGCUGUGCAGUCGACGUCGAAGUCGGCACUUGCGCGUCGCAGUUCGGCCGGGCAGCGUGUCAGCGUCGGUUUGCCAGACUGAGAUGGCAACAAAAACAAAUAAAAUAAAAACAUACACGCAACGUACACUCGCCGAAAAAGUGUGGUGCUAAAUUCAAGUGCAGACUGAAGACAAUUUUGAAUGUUUUCUGCUUCAAAUUCCAAGAUCAAAUCGGCUAUAAAUAUGAAAUACUUAUGCAUAAUUCUCGAUUUCAAAAUGCACAAUUGAAAACUCAAACAAUAGUUGAAACCAAUCCAAAAUGCUCAAUUUAAGCAUAAAUGGAAUAAGUUCAAUAUUUAAGAACUUUAAUUCUUAAUUUAAUUCUUCUUACAAUUUCAAUCAUAAAUCAAUUUUAAAUAACUCUUGAUUUCAAAAUGAUUAAUGUUUUCGUCUCAAGAUUUCAAGCAUAAAUCGAUUUUAAACAUUCUUAAAUAAUUAUGCAGUAUAUUUGAAUAUAUAUAUAUAUAUAUAUAUAUAUAUAUUAAGAAUCAUAAGUAAUCAUACUUCAAAUAAUUCAGUUAUUUUUUUAUGAAAUAUUUUGCUGACGGAAUACUUUGUGGAACUUUUUCUUCUUAAAAUAAAUAUGCAUAAUUCUGAGUUUCAAAA